Molecule: messenger RNA, 5231 nt
Organism: Struthio camelus australis
Lineage: Eukaryota; Metazoa; Chordata; Aves; Struthioniformes; Struthionidae
Source: RefSeq, a predicted model, not a curated record
GCUGGGGGGACCUGAUCCUCUGGACUACGUUAGCAUGUACAGGAACCUGGGAAACCCCGCGUUGAAUGUUCCUGAGCACUGGCACUAUGUCAGCUUUGGGUUAAGUGACUUAUACGGAGACAACAGAGUACAUGAGUUUACAGGAACAGAGGGACCGAGUGGUUUCGGAUUUGAAUUGACCUUUCGACUAAAGAGAGAAACAGGGGAGUCGGCACCACCUACCUGGCCAGCAGAGUUAAUGCAAGGCUUAGCCAGAUACGUCUUCCAGUCAGAAAACACCUUCUGUAGUGGUGACCAUGUGUCGUGGCACAGCCCUUUGGACAACAGUGAAUCUAGGAUCCAGCAUAUGUUGUUGACAGAAGACCCUCAGAUGCAGCCAGUGCAAACUCCUUUUGGGGUUGUUACUUUCCUGCAGAUUGUUGGGGUUUGUACUGAGGAACUGCAUGCUGCGCAGCAGUGGAACGGACAAGGGAUCUUGGAACUGCUUCGGACUGUGCCUGUAGCUGGCGGCCCCUGGUUAAUAACAGAUAUGCGAAGAGGAGAGACAAUAUUUGAGAUUGACCCACAUCUGCAACAGGAGAGAGUCGACAAAGGGAUUGAAACAGAUGGCUCAAACCUGAGCGGCGUGAGUGCCAAGUGUGCCUGGGACGAUCUCAGCCGGCCCCCAGAGGAUGACGAAGACAGCAGGAGUAUUUGCAUUGGAACCCAGCCACGGCGGCUGUCCGGGAAAGAUACGGAGCAAAUCAGGGAGACUUUGCGAAGAGGGCUUGAGAUUAACAGCAAACCUGUUCUACCUCCAAUAAAUGCACAAAGACAGAAUGGGUUGAACCAUGACCGAGCACCAAGCCGUAAGGACAGUUUAGAAAGUGAGAGCUCAGCAGCUAUCAUUCCUCAUGAGCUAAUCCGCACGAGACAGCUGGAGAGCGUACACCUGAAAUUCAACCAGGAGUCCGGAGCACUGAUUCCCCUCUGUCUAAGGGGAAGGCUGUUACAUGGACGGCACUUUACAUAUAAAAGCAUUACAGGGGAUACAGCAAUCACGUUUGUAUCAACAGGAGUAGAAGGAGCCUUUGCUACAGAAGAGCACCCCUAUGCAGCACAUGGACCUUGGUUACAAAUCCUAUUGACCGAAGAGUUUGUAGAGAGAAUGCUGGAAGAUUUAGAAGAUCUGAAUUCUCCGGAGGAAUUUAAACUUCCAAAGGAGUACAGCUGGCCUGAAAAGAAACUGAAAGUCUCCAUCUUGCCAGAUGCUGUGUUCGACAACCCGCUGCAUUAGAGCUGAAUUACACCCUCCUAACAACUGGGAGAGCCAAGUUACUGUCCAUUACCCAGUGACUCACAGGAUAAUUAAUGCAGUAAAAACUCUGCCUGCAAAUGAAAGAGUUUGCUGCACAACCACUGCAAACAGAAGAGGAGCUACUCAGCACCAGCCCAGACCGAACUGAGCCCUUUCCUUUAUCCUUCCCAGGGCUGAGCUCUCUGGGAACAGCCUGCAUAUGUGUGAGUGCGAGUGAGAAAUAUUUAACUAUGAAAAUUAGUAGUAGGAAUCCUUUCUCUCUCCUAGCUACAGAACUCCCCUCUGCCUUAGCCCAGGGUGUAGGCAGGCGCUCUGCGCGCCUGUAUUUACACAUGCAUUCUGCCAGGUGCGAGCCUAUAAUCCAUGGAUUAAAUGUUCUUUACGUGACUCUCGAGUCCUUUUGUUAGCCAAACUUUUACUGACUGCAGAACUGUUCUUCCAUGUGCUAUUUUUUUUUGCUUUUCAGAAACGGAAUGGUAUUUCCCCUGUUUAAAGGAGGCCAAAAGCUCACAUGCUUGAAGCUGAACAGAUUUAAAGAUGAACUUUCUAGUUCAGUCAAGAAAAACAAACUCAGAUCCUCCCUGCCCUCAAAUUAGGCAUGUUUUAAGUGUUGGUCUUGGUGCUAUUAGCUAUGGUAUCGCUGCAAACAGAGGCAACUUUAUUCUCGCGCAUCCUGUCCUUGCGCCUGAACCCCAGGGAAGGUCGCAACCUCUGGUUUUGCACAAGCAGGAGGAAGAAGGCUACCGGGGCGGGGGAGAUCUCCUGUUUACAGUGUGUUUAUCUUUAAAGAGAUACUGUCAAGUAUUUUUUCCUUGCUAUUGUACAGAAUUUGAGAAGCUAGAAAGGACCAUUUGUUCACAGGGAAAACCUCAGCAGCUCUGCAGGAUCCAGGGGGCUGCUUAAAAGCAUAUGAAACGGAGAUCUCCACUGCCCCGGCACGGCACAGUAAAGUCUCAGCCUCAGUAAAGCCAACUCUCCUCCCUGUUCCAGCAGCGUAGUGCCCUAGCACAGCUCCAUUUUCCCCUUCGGUCUUGCUGUGUUGGCUCUUUGCGGCUGGUAUCCCUCUUCUCAGCAGGGUUUGGACUGUAAAGCAUAAAAAUUGGUUUGAUGCGUCCCCCUCCUCCUAGAUCCCUGUGGCCUCCUCCUUGGAGUAAAACAUGGUGUGCAGAGGACCGUGUCCCCUGCAGGCUGCGUCUCUGUGCCGAGACGCGAGCCCUUGUGGAUACGCUGAAGCAAACUGCCACAGGCAUUGCCCCCUGCUGCUGUUGCAGGCUUGUUUCUGAUGCAUAUUCCCCAAGCCUUUCCCUGCUCAUUGCCUUUUGGUGGCAACUCUUCACUCCUUGGCGGGGAGGUGCAGCUUCUCUUCCACCCCUUUCUGCCUACAAGCUAACUUGGCCGUUUUUUCUUCCCGGUUUAUGCACAACAGCCAUGUGAUCUUAACACAGGUAUAACAAAGCUUUUAACACUUAACUUCCCCGAUGAAACAGCAAAGUCCAAGGGGCCUCCCAGUACCCCAGGGUCGGUUUUCUGUUUGUUUUCUGAUUUGAUUUCUUCCUGGCACAGUCGACUUUGAUGUUUUUUGCAUAUAUUUGGGGCUGGUUAAUGUUGGUCAAGAAGCAGAGCUAGGAGCCACAAAGCUUUCCUUGGACUUGCUACAGAAUUCCUCUGUGGCCUCAGGCAGGUCACUCAAUGUCUCUCCGUACAGAGAGGGUGAUUAUUGACUAGAGGGCUGUAGGACCUACCGAAGCAUGCCAGGAUUUGCAGGGGAGGGCGUGCUUUGUGUACAAAGUAGUAUUUGUAUUAUUAUAAUUGUUAUGUUAUAAUUUAAGGCAGGCCAAAUGCAGGGUCCAACAUUGCUCGGCAGAACCUUCCUUUCUGCAAAGCUACGGAAGCAAUUUGCAUGUAAAUGAGUUUGUCAUUUUGUCUGAACUCACAGGAUCAUCUUAAAAUCCUGCUGCGAAAGAGCAAAAACUUUCAGAUAUCUGCAGUGUGCCAGCCGGAGUGAUUUCUGUGCUGUGGCAGACUGUAUUCAUCCAUCGGAUCUCUUGGCCAGUUUCCACUGUCCUGGUUAGCGCUAAGCAUGUGCUGUCUCUUCUGCACUGUAGAUGCAUACCCAAGGGCCAGUGUGGGCUAGAAAACAGCAGGAAAAUUUACCAGUCCAGCUUCAAAAACGACGUGCCCGAGUGUCCCAUCGCCAGGAUAAUGAACACAUGGCCAUUUGUGUCAGUCAGGAAAAGGGCAACGAGUAGGAUUUUUACCCAGAGCCAUCUGCAAACAGUAGCCCGUGGACUGCUCUCGCACGAGCUUGCUGGGGGUGCCUGCAACAGAGCUGGCCUGGUGCCACAACGCUGGCUGCGCUUCCUUGUUUCCAGAUGCUAGCUCUCAUUAAAAGAAGCUCAAAAUCCACAUCUUAGUGGAGAAGGGACAUUUGGAAGGUCAAUUGUUGCUGUUCCUGCAGAGAUCAGCACGGGGCAGGGAGAAGUCUAUCAGAGCUUCUCUGAGCCCUGACACACAUCUGGAAAGCUUAGGACCUCCUGCCCUGUGAACCUCAGACUCUCUGAGCCUUCGCAGCGGGGAGGCAGCGCUCUGUACAGGGGAAGCACCUCCUCCACGCUGGCUUGUGCUCCAGCUCUGCCUUUCUUAUGUGUAUGUUUUCCUCACCAUAUUUACUCUCAUCAGAUGUUCUGGGUUGGGUUUUCAUUGACUUUGGAGGGAGCACGCUGAACGCAUCUGAAAAUCCACCCAGGAUCCUUGUGUGUGUGUGUAUUUUUGUUCCAUGUCAUGUAUUUAUAUAUAGUUCUGUGUAUUUGAGUUAUGAACAGGUGGCAUGCCAGAAAUCUCUGUUUCUGAGACACUUUCUCACAGAUCUUUGCUGGUAGCCAGAAAACAAUUGGUUUGAGGGGAAGGAAAUGAAAUCUUCCUAUUUAGUUAAGUGGAAAAAUUCUAGACAAAAAACUGCUAAAAUAGAAAACACUGUCUUAUUGUUAGACCAACUAUAAGAGAGAAACCGGUGAAAGUCAACCCGUAAGCGCCAAGGUCGUGUUGCUGCCUCUCAACAGUUAUCUAAGAAUAAGAAAAGAUGCAUGUUAUUCAGUAUUGUAAAGAACUCUGGACCAAGAGAGCCUCCCUUCCCCUGAUUCACUUAAAGUUUGCAAUCAUGCCAAAGGCUUGCAAGUGAGUGAGAUCUUGAGUUUGGAUGUUUUCCUCCUGGGGCAAUGGGGCAUGCCUGUGUGUGAAGGAGGUAGAAAAGAAACCUAUAUAUUUUAGUGAGCAAAUAAGUUUUAAAAAGGGAGAUGCGUCAGUGGUUGCAAAUUCCACAGUAGUUUUCUAGCCCAAACCUGCUGAGAUGGUAACUCCAUGGGUGCUGAUUUUUUCUAGAUUGGGUAGAAGAUCUGAAGCAGGAUUACAUGAAACCAAAACCUGUUGGCUAAAGACUGUGAUCUGGAUAUAAAUGACAGUUUCAAAGAAGUGGGUACUGCUUUUCUCUCUCCCACAGAAGUCUCAUGAUGCAGAUAGACAGGGAUAUUUCCAAAGAUGAAGAGCAUUAGAGCAGACCUACCAUGCCUUGAAAAUCCAACAUGGGACUGCAGCGAUGAAACAAGAGAAAUCCCCAAAGCCAGCACUACUUUCCCUCUCAAGACCUGAUUAAAAAAGGGGAGAAAGAAAGUACAGUUUCACAUUAAAGUAUGCAGCCUAUGAUCUGAGCAGAGCAGUCAGCGUUGCAGCUGGUGUGACCUACGGUGAUAUUUUCAGUGGCUUAGAGAGGUGGUGCCUGCUGUGUAUAAUGUCUUUGAGGAUGGUGGUAUAUUGGUUUUACUGUACACAGAUUUGCCAGCAGAGAUUUGAAAUGAUGUUGUGAAGCCUUUCACUUCAAAUACUCUGUUGCUCUUGCAUGGCUUUUCAAAUGACACCAUCGGGUCAUCGGAUGGUCUUU